AUGCAUUUGUCUGCAUGGAUUCCGUUUUUGCUCCCACUUCUCGGGAAUAGCGAAGCAUCCAGUCCAGAUCUCAAUUUCUUCAAUCGCCGCCAGCUGCCUGAGGAGGCCACUGGUGUGAAGACAAUCGAGACUGGCAACAAUGUCACAAUUCGUUACAAGGAGCCCAAAAUCUGCGAGACUACCGAGGGCGUCAAGUCGUACUCGGGCUAUGUGGAUCUGGCGCCAGACUCGCAUACUUUCUUCUGGUUCUUCGAGGCUCGACAUGAUCCAGAGAACGCACCUAUUACCUUGUGGCUAAAUGGCGGACCUGGUAGUGAUUCUCUGAUUGGAUUAUUCCAAGAACUUGGACCAUGUUUUGUCAACGAAAAGCUAGAGGAUUACAUUAAUCCCCACUCCUGGAACGAGGUCUCGAAUGUCCUCUUUCUUUCACAACCUGUUGGUGUUGGUUUCUCGUAUGCCGAGAAAGAAGCUGGCUCCUUUGAUCUUCUUACAGGAUCUUUCCAAAAUGCUUCAUAUGGUGAUGUCGUCGGCCGCUACCCUGUUAUCAACGCUUCAGAGAUCACCACGACCGAUCUUGCAGCAAAGGCCACUUGGGAGGUAGUCCAAGGGUUUCUGUCCGGUCUGCCAAAGCUGGACUCGAAACUCCAGUCGCGAAGCUUCAAUCUCUGGACUGAAAGCUAUGGAGGACAUUGGGGCACUACUUUCUUCGAUCAUUUCUACGAACAAAAUGAGAAGAUCGCAAACGGUACCCUGGAUGGUGUUCAGCUUGAGUUCAACACCCUAGGAAUUAUCAACGGUCUGAUCGAUCAAGGCAUUCAAGCGAAUUACUAUGCUGACUUUGCCGUCAAUAACACCUAUGGCAUCAAGACUGUCAACGACACGGUCUACAACUAUAUGAAGUUCGCAAACGAGAUGCCAAAGGGCUGCCAGACUUUGAUAGCUAUGUGCCACGCAACAAAACGAGUUGAGGUUGCAGAUCAGGCAAUCUGCGCCGAAGCUACAUAUAUGUGUCGUGAUAACGCUGAGGGACCGUACUAUACAAUCAGCGGACGCAACAGCUACGACAUCCGUCUUGCAGCAGAUGACCAAACUCCUCCACCAUAUUACACCGAGUAUCUCAACAAAGCAUCCAUCCAAGACGCAAUCGGUGUGGACGUCAACUACACCAAAUCCAACUUCGACGUCCUCUACUCCUUCUAUCAAAGCGGCGACUUCGCAUACCCCAAUUUCCUCGAAGACCUGGAAGACAUCCUCUCUCGCCCCGUGCGCGUCGCACUCAUAUACGGCGACGCAGACUACACCUGCAACUGGUUUGGCGGCGAGGCAGUAUCCCUUGCGACGAAGUACGAACACGCUAAGCAGUUCCGCUCUGCUGGAUAUACCCCCUUCGUUGUUGAUGGAAAGGAGUAUGGUGCCACACGUGAGUACGGUAAUUUCUCGUUCACUCGUGUCUACGAUGCAGGCCAUAUGGUACCGUUCUAUCAGCCUGCUGCGUCUUUGCAGUUGUUUAAUCGGACCUUGAAUGGGUGGGAGAUCGCGACUGGUGAGAAGAAGAUUAAGCCGGAUGCGGGUAGUCAUGGCCCUGCUAGUGCUACGCAUAUGCAAUCUUCUGUGGCGCUUCAUUCUUCGACGCCAUUGCCUUCGGCGUCUGGUGCUCAGCAAUGGUGGGCUUGA
Messenger RNA from Penicillium paradoxum, 1674 nucleotides. RefSeq lists its product as uncharacterized. Gene Ontology annotation, cellular component: fungal-type vacuole. The coding region runs from base 1 to 1674 and encodes 557 amino acids. The transcript has 8 exons. Lineage: Eukaryota; Fungi; Ascomycota; Eurotiomycetes; Eurotiales; Aspergillaceae. The record is from RefSeq and is a predicted model, not a curated record. Gene Ontology annotation, biological process: proteolysis. Gene Ontology annotation, molecular function: serine-type carboxypeptidase activity.